UCGUUUUGUGGUUAUUCAUUAAAGUAAAAGAACGCAGAGAUUAGAGAUUUGGAAUUGGGGGAAAGAGCAAGGCGACGAUGGCAUCCGAAGCAGCACCGGGGCAGCUCCCUUAUAAGAUCGAUUUCUCCGGGAUUGGCCUGGCGGAUCGAGGAUCACCCGCCUGGACCGCCGUCCGGACCCAGGUGAUGCACGCCAUGGUCACCGUUGGCUGCUUUGAGGCCGUGUACGACCGCGUCUCUCCUCAUCUCCGCGACUCCCUCCUCCGCAUGGUCUCCCAGGAGCUGUUCCCGCUGCCUCGCGAGGUCAAAAUCAAGAAUAGCUCUGCCAGGGUCUACGGCGGUUACAUAGGCCAGAUCCCGGGGCACGCCUACGAGAGCCUGGCCAUCACGUUCACGUGCGCCAACGACGCCGCCAGCGUCGACAACUUCUUCAGCCUACUCUGGCCCGAUGGCAACCCUCGUUUCAGCGAGACGACCCUCUCAUUCGUGACUAAGCUGGUGGAACUGGAGGAGAUGGUGAGGGGGAUGGUGUGGGAGGGCUUGGGAGUGGCGAAGUACCAAGUGGAGCCAUCGGAGUCCACUUUGUAUUAUAUGAUUCGUUUCGCCAAGUACGGGGAGGAAAAGGAAUUAGAGGCGGAGGAAAAUGGGGAGGAGGUUAAGCUGGCGGGAUAUGGGGCUCACCGGGACACGAACGCGUUCUCGGUGGUGUGUCAGUUGAACGAGGUGGAUGCAUUGGAGGUGGAGAUUGGAGACAACGAAGAGGAAUGGGUCUCAGCGAAGCCUACCUCACCGGCUUCCUUUUUCGUCUUAGCUGGCAAUGCCAUCCGGGUCAUAAUUCACCCCUCUUCUUUAAUGAGACAAGCAGCUUCCGCCACACCGACACUCUCCUCAGCGCAAAUGGAGAUUGAUCAAGGAUAGCAGUAGCCACCCUGACAGCGGAGAAACGCAUGGCGCAUUUUGACUUGGACAAGGUGAAGAGGGAGGUAGAGUCUUUGGAAGUCCAGAAUAAAAAAUUGAAGUUAGGGAGGAGGAAAUGGAGAAAGGCUCUGGACGAGUUAAAGGCUGAGUUUGAAGCACACAAAAUUGAGUUGGAUGUAGCCAAGGCUGAGUUGAAGGUGAGCAGAACCAAAUUUAGGCUUCUAAAGGUGGAACUGGGUGCCAUGAGCUGAGACAGCAGCAAACAAACUUGUGGUUGAGGCUUGGUAGACUGAGUUGGAGUCCACCCGAGUUGAGGUGGAGGCGACUAAAGCUGAAUUGGAGGCCUUGGGAUCCUCAAAGCUAGAGGCCCAAAGGGGUAGUUAAAGAAUAAAGAGGUGGAACUUUAGGAGAAUCAAGCCGGGGAAGGUGAGUGCUAAGAGAUCAAGAAGAAGGCUUUCCUUCGCUCGUCAGAAUUUUACGAUUUGCUUGACACCCGGAUGGUCAAAAUGGUCCAGUAUGGCAUGGAGGGUACAAUGAAUCAACUGAGAGAGACUGAGAGCCUUCCAGUUGAUGUGCCUCCUCCCAUCAUCAGUUUGGCUAGAGUCUCAAAAGGCAUCCGAGAAGAAGACAUGGCGGACUUUACGUAAUAUCUUCUUUUUAUUUUGGUGAUUCCGAAUGGUUAUAAUUAAUUUCUUGAGGUGCAAUGAAAAGCCAUUGAAAUUUUUGUUGUCCAUCCUUUGACUUCUUGAUAUCAUAAUGAAAAGAUUCGUU
Messenger RNA from Zingiber officinale, 1688 nucleotides. Its product is annotated as 2-oxoglutarate-dependent dioxygenase AOP2-like. The record is from RefSeq and is a predicted model, not a curated record. The transcript has 3 exons. Lineage: Eukaryota; Viridiplantae; Streptophyta; Magnoliopsida; Zingiberales; Zingiberaceae. Bases 78 to 917 code for a protein of 279 amino acids. Gene Ontology annotation, molecular function: dioxygenase activity.